Messenger RNA from Heterotrigona itama, 11526 nucleotides. NCBI's taxonomy places the organism in Eukaryota, Metazoa, Arthropoda, Insecta, Hymenoptera, Apidae. The record is from the annotation of a GenBank genome assembly.
UCAAGAUGAAACAUCUUUGGCCGUUGGUGGUGUGGAUACUUCUGUUCCUGUAUCCAGUAAGUAGAACCAAUGAUUUAGGUUUCAUUGAAAGUAUUUUUAAUCUAGAGAUCAUCGUUAGGGGAAUUUUAAUGAGUUACUUUCUUAUCUAAUGGUUACACAUACAACUGAUUACACGUUUAAUACGUUUCACGUAUCGACGGCGCAUGAAAGAGAUGUUGUAGAUGAAGAUUUUUCAAGCGUAAAACAGAGCUUUUGUAUUUGCAGUAAAACCGUGUUUAUUCGAAUCUUUCGAGUGGAGAAGCACACAUAACUGAAAUUUUCAUAGUGCAAGUCCCCGUGAUGCUCAUAAUUUUUACCCACGAUUUAUUCUUGAAACGGAAGCUUAGUUGUUGAUGAAGUUUUACUAUUUUCAUAUACUUUUACGAUGCUUAUUUAUAUUUAAUUGUCUGUUUAAAUCUUAUUAUUAUAUUCUAUUAUUUAUUUGAUCAUCUGUUAGAAAUGCAGAUUAAACAUUAUUAGAAAUUCUCACAGAGUAUGUGAAAUGUGUUAACGAGUGUAAUUAAGAAUUAAAAGAAAAAAUAAGGAAGCAUCAACUUCGACACACAACAACAAAAUUAAUAGAAAAUCCAAUACAUAAGUACAAUUGAAAAAGGAAUUCUAGAUAUUCAUCGCAUCUGUAAUGUUUUCUAGGCUGAAUCUCUCAAAGGACUCGGCCAUGGAUUAAGGAGAGAAGUGUUCUUCCUGAACCUCGAAGAUGGCUAUUUUGGCUGUCAAGUAAACGAAUCGACGGACAUCCUACAACUCCUCGAAUUAUCCAAACUUUGCGACAAUAAUGUCGAUUGUUAUCAAGGAACGGACGAGCAACGCGAUAGAUUAAAAUGCACAGACGAUUGUACCAAGGAGGAUGGGACCAGAUGUCUGAACGGCGUCUGCUUGCAUUCCGUGUGCCAUUGCAACGAUGGUUUCGGUGGUUGCAAUUGUCAGGUUCCAGACGAGAACGAGUGCAAGUACCGACCCUGUGAUAUAUUCGCGCAUUGUACGAAUACUCUCGGUAGCUUCCAAUGUUCCUGUUUUCCUGGCUAUCAAGGCGACGGUUUCCAUUGCGAAGACAUCAAUGAGUGUGAUAAUCCGGUAUUUGCUGCGAGAUGCGUCGAGAACGCCGAGUGUUGCAAUCUACCGUCGCACUUCCUAUGCAAAUGCAAAUCUGGCUACAUCGGCGACGGCGAGGUGCAUUGCGAGGAUGUGAACGAGUGCGCGAUACCUGGAGCCUGUGCUGAUAAUACUGUCUGCAAUAAUAUACCGGGAAACUAUACUUGCGCCUGUCAAGCUGGGUACACGGGAGACCCGUACGAAACUUGUAUCGAUAUCAACGAAUGCAAUUACGCGGGUGCUUGCGGAAGGGGUGCAUUGUGCGUGAAUCUUCCGGGAGCCCACAAAUGCGAGUGUCCUGAGGGUCAUAACGGCGAUCCUGAAGAAGAAUGUGUGGACAUCGACGAGUGCCUGCGCAGUCCUUGUGGUCGUUCAGCUCAGUGCACAAAUGUACAUGGCAGUUUCCGCUGUUCUUGCCCGGAAGGAAUGAGUGGCGAUCCUUGGGUAGGCUGUCACGAUAUAAACGAGUGUGAGGAAAGUACACCAUGCGGAACGGAUGCUGAAUGCGUGAACACAGAGGGUAGUUUCGAGUGCAGAUGCCAAGCAGGCUAUCAAAUGGAUCCAACGCACGGUUGCAUCGAUGUGAACGAGUGCAGCCGGCCGGAUGCAUGCGCGGAGAACGCAAGAUGCAUCAACGUGCCGGGAUCGUAUAAGUGCAUCUGUCCCCAGGGCUUCAGUGGUCGAGGACUAACAUUAUGCGAAAACGUGAACGAAUGCGAGAGAAAUCCUUGCGGUGAAAAUGCUGAAUGCACAGACACGAUCGGCAGCUUCGUAUGCAGUUGCAAGGCAGACUAUACUGGGGAUCCGUUUAAGGGAUGCAGCGACAUCGAUGAGUGUACAGCGUUGGAAAAUCCUUGUGGAAGAUACGCGAUUUGUAAGAACUCGGAUCCUGGUUACAAUUGUGUUUGUCCACCGGGAUAUAGUGCCAAUCCUAAUCCGACAGUUGCUUGUGAACAGACCGACGUGACAACACUUUGCAAAUCGAACUUCGAUUGCGUGAACAACGCCGAAUGCAUCGAAGGACAAUGUUUCUGCAAGGAUGGUUUCAAAGCUGCUGGAGCUGAAUGCGUCGAUAUUGACGAGUGUCUUUCGAACCCUUGUGGACCCGCAUCGAUCUGCAGUAACACCAGGGGAAGUUAUCACUGCGAAUGCGAAUCUGGCUUCGUUGGAACUCCUCCACACAUACCCUGCAAAGCACCAUGUGACGAAGUAACUUGUGGAGAUCAUGCGUACUGUAAGGCAGAUGGCCACGAAGCUUACUGUAUUUGCGAAGAUGGCUGGACCUUCAAUCCGAACGAUAUUGCAGCUGGCUGUGUUGAUAUAAACGAAUGUGACACGAUAAACGGUCCUUCGGGACGUUGCGGUAAAAAUGCAGUUUGUACCAAUACUCUGGGUGGAUUUAGUUGCCAAUGCAAAUCUGGAUUUUCUGGGAACGCUUUUAAACAAUGCAUGGAUGUAGACGAAUGUAGUAGAUCAGAUGCCUGCGGUCACGGCGCUACAUGCACCAACACCGAAGGUUCUUAUUCUUGUACCUGUCCAGAAGGAACUAUUCCAGAUCCUGAUCCCUAUAUCAAGUGUGUCGGUAUAGUUACUUGCGAAGUGGAUGGUGAUUGUCCUGGAAACGCGAUUUGUGAUCCACAGAAACGUUGUCUGUGCCCUGAACCCAACGUCGGUAAUGACUGCAGACAUCCAUGCGAAGACUUAUCUUGCGGACCAAACGCCCACUGCAUGCUGUCAAACGACGUGGCAACUUGUCUCUGUCGCAGUGGUUAUACAGGAAAGCCAGGAGUGAAGGGUGGUUGCAGAGACAUUGACGAAUGCGCCAUUAAUCCGUGUCCUCAAGGAGCGAUCUGCAACAACGAACCAGGAUCCUUUUCCUGUCAGUGUCCUAGUGGUACCACAGGUGAUCCUUAUAGCGGUGGUUGUCAAGAAUCAAAGGCUCCUCACGUGUGUGGACCAAGUACUCCGUGUCCUGCUGGAGAACAGUGUAUCAAAGAUGAAUUCGUGGGUAGCAGCGUUUGCAUUUGUCAGAGGGGAUAUACUAGAGAUCAUGAGACUGGUAAAUGUAGAGACAUCAAUGAAUGUAUGGAACUCAGAGACAAACCUGCUUGCGGUGUUAACGCUAUUUGCAAGAAUUUACCUGGAAGUUACGAGUGCCAAUGCCCGUCUGGGUUUAAUGGGAACCCUUUCUCCCUUUGUGAAGAAUGCAACAGUAUCGAGUGUCAAUGCCAACCUCCGUAUAAAAUCGUUAAUGGAAAAUGUAUGCUGGCCGGAUGUUCCAAGGGAGAAAAAUGUCCCAGUGGUGCAGAAUGUAUCACCAUUGCUGGAGGAGUCAGUUACUGUGCUUGUCCCAAGGGAUACACUACUAAGGCUGACGGUUCUUGCGAAGAUAUAAACGAGUGCAUCGUUGGACAUCAAGUAUGUGGCUACGGAGCAGAAUGCAUAAAUCUUCCAGGAUCCCAUCAAUGCGUCUGUCCGCACGGUUAUGGUGGAGAUCCAUAUAAUGGUCUGUGUUCUCCAGCUCAGAAAAGAUGUACUAGUGACAGCGAGUGUAAAGCUAACGAAAAAUGCGUACAGCCUGGUGAAUGUGUUUGUCCACCACCAUUUUAUACGGAUAUCGAUGGAAACCUUUGCAAAAAUCCUUGUGACCGGUUUCCAUGCGGUAUAAACGCAAAGUGUACACCAAGUGAUCCACCAAGGUGUAUGUGCGAGGCUGGCUACGAAGGAGACCCUCAACAUGGUUGUGUCGACGUGAAUGAGUGUGCUAAUAAUCCUUGUGGACACGGUGCUUACUGUAUUAACACCAAAGGUGAUCAUAUUUGCGAGUGUCCAAAGGGAACGGUGGGAGAUCCGUAUGGUGGUGGUUGUACUGGAGCUGUGGCGAAGAACGAAUGUUCCUCUAACGAUGAUUGUGACAAUAUCUUCGCUUGUGUCAAUGGAAAAUGUGUAAAUCCUUGUGACAAUAUACCUUGUGGACCAAACGCGUACUGUGAGCCUGAUAAACACGCUCCAUGGUGUAGAUGUGUGAUUGGAUUCGUGGAGGGCAAAAACAACGAAUGUGUUUCACAGUGCGAUGGUUUCGUUUGUGGCUCUGGAGCACAGUGUAUCGUGAGUUACAGUGGACCAACGUGCAAAUGUAUCGAAGGUUUCAUGGGUAAUCCGUUCCCGGGUGGUCAAUGUCAACCAGAUAUUUGUUCUCCGGAAGUGCCUUGCGCAGAACCAAGCGUGUGUGUAAGUGGAAGGUGCAAACGUCGAUGUGAAGGUGUAGUCUGUGGUGUUGGUGCAUCUUGCGAUCCAACGACGAAUAAAUGCAUGUGCAAUCCAUAUUUCAUUGGAAAUCCGGAUCUGCUUUGUAUGCCACCAAUUCAUCCAGCUGUCUGUGAUCCUCCUUGUGGCUCCAAUGCUCACUGUGAAUAUUCGUUGCGAGAUGAAAAUAAGUGCGUGUGCAAUCCUGGAACUAUAGGAAAUCCAUACCAUGGCUGUGGUGUGCAACAAAAGUCUGAUUGCUCAACUGCUUUGUGCGGCAAGGAUGCACAUUGUAAUGCUGGACCGAAUGCUGUUGAAUGCUUGUGUCCUCCAGGAUACGCUGGAAAUCCGUAUAUUCAGUGUCAUGACAUCAACGAAUGCAAUGGAAACGCUUGCGGAAACAACGCAGUGUGCAUCAAUACAAUCGGCAGUUAUGACUGUCGCUGCAAAGAUAGCUAUUUCGGCAAUCCUUUCAUCGGUUGCCAACAAGUCCAAGUUGGUCCAUGCACCGAUCCAUCAGCCUGCAGCUGCAGUGAUUCAGUUCUCUGUCCAUUCGAUUACACUUGCAUAUCUGGCAAAUGCAUAAACCGUUGCAGUGACGUGAAAUGUGGUCCCAAAUCAAUUUGCCAGGAUGGAGCUUGCUUGUGUCCACCUGGUUAUAGCGGUAAUCCCAACGAUCUGACCAAAGGUUGCCAUCUUCACGGCCACUGCUCCAACGAUUUGGACUGCGAACCUCAACAGAUCUGUUUUCAAGUUGGAAAAGGCGUCAGAAAGUGCGUGGACGCGUGCAGCAAGUUACAGUGUGGUCCAAACGCGUUAUGCGUCACCCAGAAUCACGCGUCUUCGUGUCUCUGCAUCGAUGGAUACGAGGGAAAUCCAAGCAAUCUCAUAGAAGGCUGUCAACCACUUAAAUCAGCGAUAACACCAGGAUGCAAACAUGACUCAGAUUGUGCCGAAGGUUCCUUCUGUAUCCUUCUAGAUGGUGGUUUCCGCGAGUGUGUGAACCCAUGCACCAAAGUAGUCUGCGGUGCUCAUCAAAAAUGCGAGCCUGAUAUAAUCCCUGGUCAUGCAACGUGCAAGUGUCAGGAUAGCUACGAAUGGAAUCCAAUACUAUCAUCCUGUGAGAAACCAUCUGUCCCUGAUUGUAUAUCCGAUGACGAUUGUCACACCACAGAAGCGUGCAGACCAGAUGCACUUGGUGUAUUAAAAUGUAUCUCCGUGUGUAAAAGCUUUACUUGUGCAAUUAAUUCUCAGUGCGUGGCCGAGAGACAUCGAGGUCGUUGCGAAUGUUUGUCUGGUUUUGUUGGUAAUCCAAACGAUCGUCAGGGAUGUCAGGCACCUAGAAAGGAUCGGUGUUCCACUGACAGUGAAUGCUCGGAAGAUCAGACUUGUAGAAGCACGAAAGAAGGUCUUCUGACUUGUCAACCAGUCUGUAAUUUUGUUUCGUGCGGUCCGAACGCUUUGUGCGUGGUGCAUAAUCAUGUAGCCAAUUGCGAAUGUCCGCCUGGCCUUUACGCUGGCGAUCCUAACGACGUUGUAAAAGGAUGUAAAGCUGUUCCAUGCGUGUUUAAUAUCGACUGUCCACCUACUCAGCUUUGCAACAGAUUGACGAACACUUGCUACGAUGCUUGCGAUGAAGAUGCUUGCGGCGUGAACGCUGUUUGCAUCGCGGAUGAUCAUAAGGCAAUUUGUCAGUGUCCACCAGGAUUGAAGCCUAAUCCUGUUCCUGAUGUUGAGUGCGUUGCUCUUGAAGCUUGUUACCCGAAUCCUUGUCAUGAAACAGCUCUGUGUGUUCCUGGACCGUCUAAUAAUCCUGUUUGUCAGUGUCCAUCGAAUUUUGUUGGAGAUCCUUACGCGAAAGGUUGUCAACCGGAGGGUUAUUGCGCCACUGCCAAGGAUUGUCCUGUGCAUUCUAUUUGUCACAAUCAUCGAUGCGUGAAUCCUUGUGAAAACGCCUGUGGACCGAAUUCGAUUUGUGAUAUUAUCAAUGGACAACCCACUUGCAAGUGUAUUCAUAAGUUCAUUCCAUCUUCGAAGGGCUCGCAGGAUGGCUGUGUCCGCGCUACGAAUUAUUGCAAUGUGGAUGCUGAUUGCGUGGAAAGUGUCUGUCUUGAAGGACAGUGUAUAGCUGUUUGUCGAGCGACUACUGAUUGCUCUGCCGGAGAGAAAUGCGUGAAUAGUAAGUGUAUGAUACCUUGUGUUACUCAUACACAGUGUCAGACUGAUCAGGCUUGUGUCAAUGGAAUAUGCAUUCUUGGAUGUCGGAGCAACAAGAACUGUCCUUUGACGGAGUCCUGCAUUAAUAACAAGUGUCAAGACCCGUGCAAGAGGAAGGACGUUUGUGGUCCAAACGCGAUCUGUAGCUGCACAAAUCACGCCACAACGUGCAGCUGUCCUCUUGGAUUCCACGGGAACCCUACACCCCAACAAGGUUGCGUCAGAGUACCAAGUAUCUGUGAAGGUCCUCAAGAGUGCCCUAGCCAACAUCUCUGUGUCUCUGGAUUCUGCCAAUGUCAAUGCAGCGAACAGAACAACUGUGCCGAAGGAGAACGUUGUAAGAAUGGAAUAUGCGUGAAAGUGUGUUACAGCGACAGCAAUUGUUUGCCAGGUGAAUUGUGCAUCGAUGGGGCUUGCGAAGUAGGCUGCACCUCUGACGUCGGUUGCAAUGAUAACGAGGUGUGCAUCAAUAAUAAAUGCAAAUGCAGCCAUGGGUUCAUCGCCGGACCGGAGCAUUGUUUAGACAUCAACGAAUGCGACGAUCAACCGUGUCACUCGAGUGCAGAGUGCGUUAAUCUUCAUGGAUCUUAUCGCUGUGUUUGUCCGCAAGGCACAGCUGGCGAUCCUGUGGGAUCAGGUUGUGUGAUUCCUCAUCAGUGUACCGUAAACGCAGAUUGUGCCGAUUCACAGGCUUGCGUUCAACAUAAUUGCACCGACCCUUGCUCUCUGGUCGACUGUGGGCUCAACACUAUUUGCUCUGUUUUGGAUCACACGGCUGCGUGCCAAUGUCAGCCUGGUUACAUCGGAGACGCUUCAGGAUGCUUCAGAGUGGAAUGUUUAUCUAACAAUGAUUGCCCUAUAGACAAAUAUUGCAAUCAAGAUAUCAAUAAAUGUAGCAGUCCUUGUAAUCAAGUGGAUUGUGGCUAUGGCAACUGUAUAGCAUCCGAUCAUUCUGGAAUAUGCAAAUGUUAUUCUGGCUUCGAGCUAGUAGGUGACAUUUGCGUAGACAUUGACGAAUGCUUAAAGAAUCCUUGUCACUCUUCUGCACUUUGUCAAAAUACGGAAAGUUCGUUCGCUUGCGUCUGCCCUCAUGGUUUGGUUGGAGAUCCUUUCAAAUCCGGUUGCAAACAACCAGGGGACUGUUUUACGGAUCUCGAUUGUCCAAAUACUGCUGCUUGUAUCGAUAAUAGAUGUACCAAUCCUUGCGACGUAUCAUCGGGUGAAAUUUCAUGCGGAAGGAAUGCUGAAUGUUUCGUUCACGACCAUGCUCCACUUUGCAGAUGUCCUGGUCAAACUACUGGCAAUCCAGCAACGGAAUGUAUUCUCUUAGAGUGCAAUUAUCACAGUGAUUGUAGUCCUUCCGACGCGUGUUUCAAUCACAAGUGCGUCGAUCCUUGUUCUCUUUCGAACGUAUGUGGACAUGGAGCAGAUUGCUCUCCUUUAAAUCACAGUGCAGUGUGCACAUGUCAACCUGGUGGCACAGGUGAUCCAAAUUUGGGUUGUACGCCUGUUCAAUAUUGUAAAUCGGACUCCCAGUGUGCUACUGGUUCAGCUUGCAAUGGAGGAAUAUGUACUGCACUUUGUGGAAGCACGAGAGACUGUAUUGGUGACCAGCUUUGCAUCAAUGGACUCUGUCAGCCCACUUGUAAAAGCAAUUCCAGUUGUCCUGAAUAUCAAUACUGUCACAACAAUAUCUGUGUUCAAGAACUAUGUUGUACAUCCGACGACGAUUGUUCUUACGAUGAAAAAUGUAUCAAGAAUAAUAUUGGCCAAGCAGAAUGUCAUAAAACUUGUGACUUGGUCCUCUGUGGACGCAACGCUGAAUGUAAAGCAGAUGAUCACGCUGCAGUUUGUUUUUGCAAGUCUGGAUUCUUUGGUAAUGCAAAGGAUGAUAAGAUCGGUUGUCAACCUAUUGAGUGUGAAGUCAAUGACGAUUGCAGUGCGGAGAAGAUUUGCGACGCACACAAAUGCAGAAUUGCUUGUUUAGCUCACAAUCCUUGCGGUGUUAAUGCUAUUUGCACAGCGGAGAGACAUGUUCAGGUUUGCACAUGUCAACCAGGUUACACUGGAGAACCUACACAUGGGUGUCAAUUAAUAGAUUAUUGUCUGAACGAACCUUGCGCUCCUGGUGCUGUGUGUGAAAACUCCAGAGGAUCUUAUAAGUGUUACUGUCAACAUGGAAUGGUUGGAGAUCCUUAUAACAGCGGCUGUCAACCACCAGUAGAAUGUUUGCAAGAUGGAGAUUGUCCACUGUCUGCCAAGUGUAUAAAUAUCAACAAUGUACCUAAAUGUUUCGAUGUUUGUUCACGCACACAGUGUGGUCCAAACGCCGACUGUGUGGCCACUAAUCACGCAGCAGCCUGCCAGUGUCGGCCCGAUUAUGAGGGUGAUUCGAACAAUCUAAGUAUAGGUUGUCGACCUAAACCGGUUAUUUGUUCGUCAGGUAUAGAUUGCUCGCCCAAUACUUAUUGUUACGAGGGAAUCUGUCGACCGUCCUGUCAAUCGGACGAAGAAUGCAACUUAUCAGACGUGUGCCUCAACGGACAAUGCUUGGACCCAUGCAAUGUGAGAGCUGCGUGUGGAAUAAAUGCGGAAUGCGACGUGAGGAGUCACAUUAAACAAUGCAGUUGUCCACCUGGGUUCACUGUGCCCGUGUCCUGCAGAGACACCAAUGAGUGCAACGAUGGUAACACUUGUCGUGACAACGUGUGCCUUCCAGUUUGCUCUACCGACAACGAGUGCGCCUUCAAUGAAAAAUGCGUUCGUGGAAACUGCCUUCUUACCUGUAGACUCGAUAACGACUGUUUCUUGGGUCACAUCUGUCUAAACAACAUGUGCACGUUUGGUUGUCGUGCGGACGAAGAUUGCAACGCAAACGAAGCUUGUAUCACGAACAAGUGCACCAAUCCUUGCGAAGCCACUCCUUGUGGACCAAAUGCCAAGUGUACAGUAUUCAAUCAACGAGCCACUUGUUCGUGUCCAUCAGGCUUCAUACCGAAUCCAACUGCGAAAGUAGCUUGUUUGAGAUCGCCUGGACCUAUUUGUCAAGCAAAUAGAGACUGUGCAACAGGAACAGCUUGCAUAGGAGGAGUCUGUACUCCUGUAUGUUCUACAGACUUGAAUUGUUUGAGCAAUGAACGAUGCGAUCCUUCAGGAAUUUGUAAAUCGUUGUGUAGAAGAGACGAGGAUUGUAGAAGCGGAGAGAUUUGUGAGGGAUUGGUUUGUGUCAUUGGAUGUCGCGCUGAUGUGGAGUGCCAGGAGAAUUUCGCUUGUUUGAACAAUCAAUGUCAAGAUCCUUGCUCUCUUCCUGAUGUCUGUGGAGUAAAUGCCAAGUGCGCGGUCGUAAAUCAUCAGAAAUCAUGUUCUUGUCCUAUACCAUUAGUCGGUGAUCCUCUAAUUGGUUGCAAACAGGCUUUCCUACCUUGUAAUAAUGAACAGGAAUGUGCAACUGGUCAGACUUGUUACGGAAGAUCCUGUUACGCUACGUGUAGAAGCGAUGCUAAUUGCUUGAGCGACGAACGGUGCGAUGGUGGAAUCUGUAAGGCUAUUUGCAAUAGCGACGAUCACUGCGUGGCUAAUCAGAUUUGUCAAAAUAGGCUCUGUGAUAUUGGAUGUCGAAGCGAUAACAGUUGUCCUAACGAUGAGUCCUGUGUGAAUAAUAAGUGUAGAAAUCCUUGUGAGGGUGGCAAAGCUUGCGGAGAAUGUGCAGGAUGUCGCGUGGUAAAUCACGUAGCCCAAUGUAGUUGCCCAGCUAAUUAUUAUGGAAAUGCUUUGAUUAGCUGUGCGAAAUCUAUGAUUCCCUGUGAUGGCACUUGUGAAUGCGAUGAAAUUGGUUUUUGCACGAAGAGCUGCUACAGUCAGGAUCAAUGUUCUUGUGGGGAAAUUUGUCACACCGGAAAAUGUCGCAUCAAAUGUGAUGUUAACAACUAUUGUCCAAAGGGAUACGUUUGCGAUGAAGAACUAUGUUUCAUCGGUUGUCGCACUCAUUCCGACUGUCCAGCUUCAUUGUCCUGUGUCAGUGGUCAGUGCGAGGAUCCUUGCUCAACCAAUGGGUCUCCCUGUGGUGUCAAUGCUUUGUGUCGUGUUUCAAACCAUAGAGCAGUAUGCUUGUGUCCAGAAGGAUACCAAGGAGAACCCAGUCAAGAAUGUUAUCAACUGGAGUGUCAUCAUGAUGACGACUGUGAGACUAACAAACGCUGCAGCGAGGAUGGUGUCUGCACGAAUCCUUGCUUGCAACAUGGUGUCUGUGGCUUCAAUGCACAGUGUAGAGUAGUUAAUAGAAAGGCUCAGUGCUCUUGUCCACCUGGACAUUAUGGAAAUCCUAAGAUCAAUUGUAAGAAAGGUGGAGAUGAAUGCUUAAGAAGACCAUGCGGCGUGAAUGCAAAAUGCAGAGAAACUCUCAAUGGAUUCGAGUGCACUUGCGAUCCUGGAUGCUAUGGCGAUCCUCAUCAGGCUUGUAUUUGUGAUGGUGGAGAACUGUGUAAGGAUGUACGCUGCGGAGUGAAUGCUGCGUGCAGGAUUUACAAGAAUCAACCACAGUGUUAUUGUCCAUCGAAUUAUCCAUCUGGAGAUCCAACGCAGACUUGCAUCGCGGACAAGACUUUAGGGGAUUGUCGAACGAAUGGUUGCGGCAAGGGUGCCGAAUGUAUACGAGACGGAGCGAUAUUCGUGUGCAGGUGUCCACCAGGUACCAGUGGAUCGCCGGACAUCGAGUGCACGACAGGUAAGAGACGGCCUACUAACUGUUUAACCAGGCAGAUCGAUUAAUUUUCCAUGUACAGCAUUUUGUGACUAGCGAGCAAUACUGACGAAACAGAGGAACAUGGUCGGUAGAAUAACCAUGUAUUAUCGUCUGUAGUAGGACUUGAAGUAAUACCAUUAGAAUGUAUUAAUCCAGUGAAUCGUUUAACAAUC